Messenger RNA from Cyprinodon tularosa, 455 nucleotides. RefSeq names its product cytochrome c oxidase assembly factor 4 homolog, mitochondrial (gene coa4). The transcript has 2 exons. The record is from RefSeq and is a predicted model, not a curated record. Lineage: Eukaryota; Metazoa; Chordata; Actinopteri; Cyprinodontiformes; Cyprinodontidae. The coding region runs from base 142 to 393 and encodes 83 amino acids. Gene Ontology annotation, biological process: mitochondrial respiratory chain complex IV assembly. Gene Ontology annotation, cellular component: mitochondrial intermembrane space.
CGGUUUCCGCUUAAAUAUGUCCCCCUCUUUAAACAGACAUCGCGGGUCGGUUAUGAAAAAGCAGAAAAGUUCUGCUUGAUUUAAAUCAAGUUUUCUGCGCCACUACAGAAAGCCUGGGUCUUUGUUAUAUUUACAAGCAGAAUGUCUUAUCCUUCACCCCAUGACCGCAGCCGUAAAGAUGACGAGGAUGAUCCCAUUGAGCAGAUGAUAUCCCGCACUGGCUGCGCUGAGCUGCAUUACACUGUGCAGGAAUGCAUGGCUGAACAUCAGGACUGGAGAGCCUGCCAGAAGCAGGUUCAGAGUUUCAAAGACUGCAUGACAAGUUUUCAAAAUGCACAAAAAGAACGACGGAUAGCCCAAAAACAGACGUCUAGCAACUCUUCAACAAGUUAAACUGACAAAUGGUGUUUACUCAAUUUCAAGACCUGUUUGUUAUUAUUAUUCUUAUUACCAAU